UCAUGCAUCCAGAUGAGAUGAGGGUCGCUCUGUAUUUGCAUCGAGUCGCACCUCCACAGACACUCUGAACAUGUCGGCACAUUUUCCGACCGGAGGUGGAAAGGCCCCUCAGCUGCUCACUUCAUCUGUCUAUCUACCCCUUCUCACUCUCGGCGAGUACACAGACACGCCCCCUGCGCCCCCGCUGCGGAUGGAGGAGACACCAGCCGCUCCACCAGCCGACUGCUGCCCUGUCCCACCCCCUCCCUUGCUACCAGGGGGCGUCCCGAACGCGAGCCGAGAUAUGAUCGGGCUGCCGCGAUCGUGACCACUUGAUAUAUACUGUGACCUUGCCUCGCCAUUGGACGAUGCGCCUCCCCUCUCUCGCUCGUGUCUCUCCUGCCGUGGCGGCUUCUCGGUCGGUGCCUGCAUGCGGAAGACCAUCGAGGGGGCGCCGGUGGUGUUUGGCUGGGACGGCAUGUUGCGCCUCAAGGUGGGGGGGAGGCUGGCGGGGUGUUGGUUGUUGCCGCUGCGGCGGACAUCAGUACUGGUGAAGGUGGGGUUGGCGUUCGAUGCACUCGAGGGGAGGAAAAAGGAGGCAUCGAUCCGCGGACUCGCACCUGAGACCACUCAUCCAUUCAAAUGGAUUCUUGGCAGUCCUUCUCCGCUCACCUAGGAGUUGUUUGGUGGAAGGGGGUCCUAUGGCGCUGCCUGCAGCGGUGCCCAAGACGUUGGCGCCCGACAUGGGGUCGAACGACAGGGAAGUGACUUUGACGGGCACCUUCAGGCCGCCCGCACCAGCAGCCCCUCCAGUCACACCGGUCAAGACAUCCAGCGCAUUGUUGUUCCUGCCAAACGCCUGCAAACAUGACACCAGCAACAUCCACCUGCCGUCAGUCAGUCGAGGGUCUUGUGGACGGAUGCGCCUACCUGUGCUUGCAAGGGCAGCGGGGCCCCCACCUGCAUGCCGCCGAUCGUGACCGCCUGGCACUGCAUGGGGGCCGCACCGUGCUCGGCAAACACAUAGAAGGGCUGCUGGCCCUUGAGGUACUCCGAACCACCUGGCCCCACUGGCCCCGCGAGUGUCAUCAUCUCGGCCUUCUCACGCUCCUCGUCUGUGACCUCCUUGCCGUCGAUUAGACGAAGGCUCGGCAACAGCCGCACCAAACCCGGCCGAUAGAGGGGCUUGCGGGAGACUGGGGUCUGCGCGAGCCUGCGUGGAGCGCAUGUGGACGAGCAUGAAGCUUGGGAGGCUUCUUGGGUGCUUUCCUGUUCUGCUCACGAGAUCUGCACAAGGCCCUUGAGGUCGGCGAUUUUCUCAACCUCCUGCAGAUCCGAUAUGCGAUUGAGAGAGCAGAAGAGCGCACGCAGCCGGGGCAACGGACCGAAAUUGGACAGCGAUCUGCACACGGAGCAAAGCGUUAAUUGCUCGCUUCGCGGGGAGACAUGCUCACUUGAGUCCAUUGUCCUCGAUGUGCAGUUCCCGUAGAUUCCUCAGCGGCUGUACGGGACACAUGAAAGGAUAUGUUACCGGCCAGAAGCCAUCCAUUAAUGUAGCUACCCACCUGGAAUGCUCCCGCCUCCACUUGUCUGAUCUUGUUCUGAUCGAGGUAGAGCUCCCGCAGGUACUGGAGGCGACUCAAGCCCUCAAUCCUGCACGCAGCCAUCAUUGAGAUUGAGACAGACGGCAACCUGCUUCCUGAGCAGCACGAGAGGCGUGACGACCAUACUUGGUGAUUUCGUUAGCUUUGAGGUUGAGGUUCCUGAGUGACUUGAGUGGCAGCUUGUCGAGUGGGCGGAGGUCAGUGAUGGCGUUGGAGGCCAUUUCCAGGAUCUGCAGUGACGGCAGCCCCUGCAGACCCUGGUGCUCCUCAGCUCCCAGAAGCCCUGUCUCAAGGUCCAUGCGAUUGUUGUUCAGACGCAACACCUGACAGCAAAACCGCGCCCAUACAUCAAUGAAGGAAUGGCCACCAUAUGGACAUCUGUCUCUCCUUACCACAAGCUUGGACAGCGGCCCCAGGGUGGCGACGGACGUGAGCUGGUUGUUGUCGAAUGUGAGCUCCCGGAGUGAGGGAAAGACCUCGUCAGUGAUGACGUUGGCGGGGAUCUCACGCAGCCGACAGCCCGACAAGUCCAGCACCCUGAAGUUGUAGCACGGGCAGGUCCCCAGCUUCUCCUCAAGCAUCUCCAUCGACAGCUUGCCGGCGAACCGCUCUCGAGCAUCGUUCUGCGCAUGUACCACGUGCCUUGUGCACUUUUCAUUGUCUUCCUGCCUUUGAGGCUCGGUACCUGUUCGUUUGUGGUGACGGCUGCACCAUCGAGGACCUUGAGUUUUUUAAAGUAGAAGAUGGUGUAGAGGCGGUAGUCCUCCACGGACACCACCGGAUUACCCGCCAGGUCCAAGAUGAUGAGCUUGGAAAGGUUCUUGAUGACGCUCAGCGACCGCAGGUCCUCGACAAGGUUAUUGGACAGGUACAGCUCGAUGACGCUCUCGAUGGCUGUGAAGCCGUCUAGGGAGUCUAUCAGAUUGUCCUCCAGGCUGCAUCCACGCGAAGGAUCGAAUGCAUGGAGCUGUACCAUUUUCCCGUAUGUAGCUAGCUACCUGAGCUGGUUGAGUUUGGUCAGGUUUCCCAGCGCGAUGGGCGGGUCUGUGAGUCUGUUGGAUCCAGCAUCGAGGCGCCUGAGGCACGCCAAGCUGGUGAUGGGCUCGAGAUCCUCCAGCCGAUUCUGCUCCACAAGCAGCUCCUCGAUCGACGAGCAAGACUCAAUGCCCUGCAAAGCCAAAGGGCGUGUGAGCGGUGAGACAUGGUCAUCCAGGAGACGCAGAAUCGGCUGCACUAAUGGUCCUCACUCACCUUGACUGACGUGAGACGGUUUCCGUUGAGGUUGAGCCUUCUCAGCCGACGAAACCGUGACAAGUCAGGCAGCUCCGUGAUCUCAGCGCCCGCCAAGUCCAUCGACUCGACAAAGAGCGUCCAUCUGGAAGGGGUCACCUCCCUUGCCAGCUGCUGCACCCCCUCCACAAACUCAGCCUUGACCCCCUCCUCCCCCGCACCAUCCCGUCUCCCUUCCUCCUUCCACCCCAGCACCACUCGUGCAGUCACGCACCCCUCCACCUCCCAGCACAGCCCUCCUGCCGGCGAUAUGUGGCGAGCUCGCACACCCGGCCCAAAGCCCCGGUGAGACGCGGCGAGAGGCGACUCGCCUUCUCGUGAGGAGCGGGAUGACUCUGGGUGGGGGCUGUCGGGCGAGUCUGAGGGAGCGGAUGCAGGGAUGGCUCUUACAAGGGGAAGGGGGAUGUAGCUGCGGCGCUGCAGCUCGGCGUCGUCCGGGGAUGUGCGAGAGAGGUAACUCUGGGAUGUUUGUCGCUCUGUGAGGCUGACGUCCUCUUCGUCGAGCCUCUUGAGCGACGGGAGAGCACCGACGAUGCUCUUCCUAAACGGCAAAUUGGCAAUGUCCACCAUGUCAUGUUCUCCUCUUGCCUGGGAUGUCUUCACCUGUAUGUCUCCUUCCAGUAGCAAAUGGGGUUACCCAAACACGUAGCUUCCUCUACAGAGGGAAGACUCACACCUGCAGGCAGUGCAGGAAGCAGGGCAAGGGGAAUGUCGACAGGCAGUGUCGUAAUCUCUCUCCCUCACCAAGCUCAGCAAACUCCUCGAUAAAGCGCAAGUCAUUGUACGCAACAUUCAAGUAGCGAAGCACAGGCAGCCCCCUCAGCGCCCUGAUGGACUGCAGCGAAUUGAACGACAAGUCCAGCGUCGUCAGCUGCGGCAGAACCACACUGUCCCCGGCUUCGCCUCCCUUCUGCGGCAGGAACACACUCACGGACUCCAAACAAUUGAAGCUCAGAUUGAGCACCUUCAGACGGGUCAGCAACGGCAGCAACACGGCGUCGAUUCUCCGUAUGCGGCGGCCGAAGAGCACCAGCGAGUCGCACUGCUGGAGUCUUGAGGAUACUUGCGAGGUCGACGCAGACAUGGAUGUGAACUUGCGGGGCUUGAUGGGGUCGAACACAGAUGGCACCGUGUUCGCAGCAGCAAGUAGAGACAUGCGCUCCAGGGGGGAGGGCUCCAAGUCUCUAAGGAAAGUCUGCAGGUCGGCGGAGAAGAGAGGAGGGGGAGGGGGUGCUCUCGCGAGCGCAUUCUUCUUUGCCGCGUCCUUCUUAGACCGCGGUGGCGGGUACGGCAAUGCCAUAUUACAGCACUCACGAAAAUGCCUGGAGACAUGAUCACGUGAUAGACAUCUUCGCACCCUCUUCAUUCCUCCUCGGCUUACUUACCUUAUGCAGCUCCCAAACAGUCCCACGGCGUCGUCCGAUAUGUUGGGUUCGGGCUGAGCCCUCCAAACGCCCACAGCAACCACAUUGCCGUCUUUCCCGGCCUCGGCUCCAGACGAAUCGCUCCCCGGCAGUGGCAGCGACUCGACAGCUGAUGUCAGCUCAAGCCUGAUGGGAUCGCUGUCCGCCGUGUCAUCGUCAUGUCUCUCGCGUUUCGGCGAGUAGUCUGACACCGACACGGUGCUGGCCAUCUCGCUCUCCUGUCCGUCGGUGGCGGUGGUGCUCUCGGCUGCUCUCUGGGAGGUGGAUGGUGCAGGCGAGGCUGACUUGAUGCCGCUGCCAUGCUGGGGGGAGGAAGGGGGAGAGGGGGAGGGGUCUGCCUGUCUUGGAGGCGCCUCGUACUCGAAGUACACCAAGAACUCAGGCAAAACGAAAGCCGGGUUCAACACCCACCUGCACGACAAAGCCUUUUUUCGCACGCAUCAGUCGUAAAGGCGAAUCCCUCUUACCAGAGCUUCUGCUGGGGAUCGUCCUUCUUGACUCGAAAGACGGCCAUGGGCGCCCCCUUUUCUCUGGCGACUCUUUCAGGCGUCUUGGCCCGCUUGGAAACAGUUGGCGGAGUGCUCGACGCUGAUGGAGCACCAGUGAGAAAUGAGAGGGCGUCAUCAUGUGAUGAGGGAGAGGAUGCGUCGUCAUCUGAGUCGUCGGAUGCCGAGCUGGGUGGGCCGGGGUGGGGGGCGGCGUCCGACGGGCCUCGCUUCCACAGAGAGGACGGAGAGUCGUCUUCAUAGUACUUGACUGUAUCGGCUUUCUGACAUACAUGUUCUCGAUCAGGGAUGGAUGUAUUCUCUCUCUCUCUCUCUCUGCUUACCUGUGACGGCAUGCAUGUCGCACAGACGAGAAGCAUCCCUCCAGGCGGGCAGUACACAUCUCGCAACUCCGACGGCACGAUGCGAUUUGACACGGAUACCGUGUCUCUGCUCGUGGCUGUGGCCGAGGGAUUCGUCUGGUAUGUACGACGGUCCGCAGCCCUGCAAAAGCAUCAGUACAAGUCCGAUAUUGCCCUCACCGACUAUGCAUUUGUGUACACACCGCUGUGCCACUCGUAGAGAUGCAGCGCCUACAGACGACGCCAGGUAAGAUCUGAGUGAGGGAAUCUCCGAAGAGGCGACAGAGUUGGUCAGCGGAACGAAGGGCACUGAGACUGAGGGAGACACAGCUGGGUCCUCAUCAGCUCCCUCCGUCUUGUCCGAGCCGUCUGGUGGGGCCCCGAAUCCCUCCUCAAGUAUCCUGUAGACCUCCUUUGGGUUGUCGGUUUGCUUGAGAUAGAAGAGAUAAGGGUCUUGCGGACCGCUGCAGCUUGUUGCGUCGGGCGGCCGGAGUGGCGGGCAGCCGUUGUUGGUCAGAUUCGAACAGUACUCCCUGUCGGACAGCACAGGCACACAGGCAAACAGACACUCACCAUCAAUGCGCCAACAAUUUGUUUCUCUUACCAGAUUUCGUCAAACUUUAAUCUCAAGAAUCGGUUGUGGACCCUCGUAACACCCGUGACCCUGUCCAUUGGUCACAAUUCGUAUACAGCGUGUCUUACGAUGAGACAGUGUAAUGGCAUUUCCUUGCUGACUUGAUCUUAUUGACAGCGAAUAGCGUGAAGUCCCUGGAUACGAACCUUGACUCGACCAUCUGUACAAUCCACUGAUACCUGAAAUGUGACAAACAAAGUACACACCUGCAGCUGCGACACAACGCGGCACACACGAAUGCUCACCACGCCUCAUCGGUCGUGCCAGGCUCGAACCUCACAUUCCCUCCCGUCUGCAGCUCAACGAGCAGCUGGUGGAUCGACGCUGACUGGAUUCUACGGAGCUCUUCCUCAUAGCUCGACCAAAGCUGGACAUGCAAAUCCACAACACCAUGUCUCCAUUACCUAUGCUUUGAACAUUUCACGUCUUACUCACAGUGCCAAGGUCAUUGAGGAGUCCCUCGAGCAUGUCGCGUCUUUCCUCGACCUCCUUCCGCCAGGCCGACAGCGAGGCGGCGGCAUUGCCAAAGGUGUCGAGCGAGGGCUUGGGCAGGUCGAGGGCGAAGUCCAGUGCCAGUCGUGACUUGAGCACCUCCUCGUACUCCUCACGGACACCCCUGCGCACCUCAUCCAGCCACCACCGACCAAAGCGGCGACCAUCUGUGGCCUGAUGGAUGGACAGCAGGAAAAUGUACGAUGGAUGGGACACGAAAGGCGUGCAGAUCGACCCACCCACCUGUCUCUUGAUGGUUUUUAUCUUCAUGUUGUAGUAGAGCCGCUUCUUCAAGUAGGUGGUUUCCGCUGACUUGAGGGCAUCGGGACCAAGACGCACACGAUCGAGGAUCUACAAAUCGUCACAGAUGGGCCGUUUCUCUCGCAGAGAAGGCCACGUAUUGACUUUGCAUACCUGCAGGCUCGGGAGAUGGAAGAGCGUGUAGGUCUGAUAGUUGCACAGAUAGCACAGCGGGUUGUCGCCCCAGUCAGGGUCCGAGACAUGGAGUGCACUCAGUGCCGGCAGCCGGGUAAGUGCCCGGAUGUCCCUGAAGCUCGACAGCCGAUUGGCGCUCAAGUUGAGGUGCUGCAGCUUGACACAACUGAGCCAAUGGGUACCUUGCGCCACCGGCGGCUGACCAGCGGACGGGGUGGGGGGCGUCAGGCUGGUCAGCCGCAUGUUGGCCGCAUUGAGAUACACGAGAUUGGGAGCGAAAGUCAGGGAGUCGAGGGUUGUGAGCCGAUUGCCCGAUAUCCAUAUCUCCUCGAGAUAGGGGAGGGCAGGUUGCGAGGAGCCCCCGAAGAAAAGGGACGAGAGGCGGUUGAAGGAGAUGUUCAGCAGGACCAGAUUGGGGACCCGCUGCACUCACAACCGACAAGCAAACACAAGCAACAAUGAAGCAAACCUAUGAACACCGGAGAAAGCAAUCGGUCAGUCACUCACCUGCAGACCCUCGAGCGACCGAAUCUCGUUCUCGCACAGCCACAGCUUUUCCAGCUGUGUGCAUUCCUCCAGCCCCUCCAAGGACACCAAACCCUGCUGAAUCAGCGUGAGCUCCUUCAGUCCCCGAAACCGCGAGAGCAGUUCAGGCCGCACCCUGCUGUCAAGCACCAGCUCCAGCCUUUCCACCUGCUCCGGCCUCUCAGCAAGCACAUCAGGCGUCAGCUGGUUGGCCGCAGCGAUGAGCUGGAGAGCCUCGGCCUCCUCCAAUAUGACUGUCCUCUCCUCUUCAGGCACCUCUUCGGAGACGGGGCUCCCGCCGCCUCCCGAACUGGGCGGCCGAGGGCUCUUGGAGGGGAUGGGAGAGGUCGCAGGCAGUGGCGACGCCGGCACGCUCGAAGGCGUGCGCGACGACUGUGCUGUCUGUUGAGAGGAGGGCGGGUCGGAGGGCUGCAGUGUGCCACGAAGCCGCUGUGCAAGCGCCAU
Molecule: messenger RNA, 7695 nt
Organism: Vitrella brassicaformis
Lineage: Eukaryota; Vitrellaceae
Source: the annotation of a GenBank genome assembly